CUGUUCCACGUUGUUUUUGUCACGAUGACAUGAUUAAGAAGUUCUGUAGCAAAUUGCUCAAAAAGUCUAUGGAGGGAAGCUUAAUUAGCUUUGAUUAAUUUAUAUCCUGCUGUCGGGUUGGGGGGCAUGAUUCAAAGAUCGUGGAGAAGCUCCAACACUGUUCUCAUAAGAUUUACCAUGGCCCCAUCAGUAGUGUUAAAUUCCUUUGUCGACAAACUAUACAUGGAAGGAAGAAGAAGACAAAAAAAAAAUUUAAUGUCAAACACGAAGAGGCAACAGGCACCGACAGCCGGAUGACAAUGAGUUGGGUUGGAGCGGGUUAUGCCAAACGCAAAUCUAAAAGCUCAUGAGUUUAUUCACCAAAAAAAUUCAGGGUAAAACCCUUUGAUCGGGUUUGGAAAACUCAAAUCCAAUUCAACCCGCUGGGUAUUCGCGAGUUUAUGGGUACUCACGGGUUCUAGUACAAAGAUGCAAUUACACUAGUUUUCACAACUAUUGUCUACUACAUACAUAUACACUAACUCAUAAAUCAUUCAUACGAAUUGUUCAAUAUUAAAAAUAAACAUCCACAAAUUAAACAAUAUAAAUAAUUUAACGUGUAAGUAAUUAGUUUAGAAAUUAUAGUUAAUUAGUUAAGGGUUUCGUGUGUCGUGAGGGGUAUGAUUGUGUGCGGGUCAUUAGAGAGUGGUAUAAGAUCCAUCAUAACCUUCUCCCAAUAACUCGAGUUAUUGGGACCAACUGGUUUAUGACAUGGUAUCAGAGCCUUGUUUGGCCAAGUGGUCGUUUGUUCGAAUCUCCACGACCCCCAAUUAACAGUUGAUUAAAGCAUAAGGUAUGGUGAUCGCCUGACCAACUGAUUUAUGACACGGCUAUCCACGGGUUGGAUAUGGCUAAACCCAAACCCAACCCGCAAAAAAGUAUAGCGGGUUUAAACCAGAAUACGACCAGUAAUCCAUCAAAGCGGAUUUUACCCGUGUUGGCCGGAUUGGGUCGAUAUGUUACCCAAGAAUUCGGGUACUAUUGCCAUCGAGAGGUAAAUUUUUGGAAAGUGGGACAAACGGCCUCUCCUGGAAGUCCGCAACUAGCAAGGAAGCCCUAAUGUGUUAUGUGUCUUAUGGAUUGCCGUUCUGCAGGAGAGAGAGAGAGAUUAAGGAGAACUAGAAGAAGGUGAAGAAGAUUAAUGAACCCAUAACCGACAAGAAUCCAAAGAACCUACUUUAUGAUGAUCGACCUCAUGUUGCGCGCGCGUUCAUAGAGGUUGUACGUCACCGGAUCGAGCACAAAGUAUUUGUGAUCGUUGAAUGGAUGUACUGACAAUUUUAUAACCACGUAGCAGUUAUGAUGCUUACAACUUAUAGUGCAUGCUAAUAGAAGUUGUAUAUCUCAAAUCUAGCACAAAACGUUCGCAACUGUUAAAUGAAUAAGGUGACAAUUUAUUUACAAAAUUAUCACCGCAUCUGCACCCAACAACUAGUAUGCAUCUUGUGCUUGAUCCGACGACUUGCAGUUUGGGCUUAGCCAAAUUGGACACGUAGAGACGUAGUAAGUAGUAACCCCUUUUUGUCCAUGUGGGUCGGGUCGCAGCUGGUUUUACUCAUUAAGGCGCAGACCAAACUUUUUUGUCCCUAUAAGAUACGGAAUGGGUUAGGGACUUAGGGUGGUAGUUGGUAGUUAUACGUUUCAUUUCCCUCGUGACUAAAUAUGUGCCUUUCUUGAUCGAUCGUCCUUAUUUGUUAGCUAGGGCAUAAAACACCAGUGCACUCUUCUUUGACAAUUAAUAUGAAUCGAGCUUCUACGUGUGAUAUCGGAUACUGGUGGAGGAGAUCAUAUCAGACCAUUAAUAUAUCAGUCACCUUCAGUACUCAUCCAGUAUAGUAGCAACAAUGACAAGGAAGAGACAGUAAAUUAACUCCAUCGGCCAGAGAGAUACGCCACUUUGUGAUCGAUGAAGAAAUUGAUUGUGGUGUAGCAAAUUGUGAUAAAAUGGAUUGUAUACGGAACUACAUUCGUAUACCAAAAUUGUGAUAAAAUCGUGAUCUAAUCCAAAACGAAGAUAUUAAUCAAUCUACAAUCUUCCCAUCAACUACUAGCUAGUUCAUGCUAUAAAUGAAAUGGUGGAGUUUCGGUUAGUUCGGUUAUAACCGGGUUAUCGGUUAACCGAAUUGCCUGCCCCUUACCGACAACCGACCGAAAUAGGGAUUUAGGUUUUCGAUUAUCUCGAUUUUUCGGUUAACCGAACCACCUCCAAGAAAGCACUACCAUGUGAAAGCACACAUGCAUUCACGCCACACAGACCCCUCCAUCUCUGGUAGCCAUUAACAUAUAUCACUGUUCCCCGUUCCUUUUGUCAAGAUGAUGAAGAAGAUGUGGUGUAGCAAAUUGCUCAAAAAGUCUAAGGAGGGAAGCCUCUGAUUUAUAUCUCUUUGCUGUCGGGGGAGGAAUAAGCAAUGAUUCAUAGAUCGCGGAGAAGCUCCAGCAGUGUCGUUUUAUAAGAUUUACCAUAUCCCCUUCCCCGGCAGCAAUAAUAAAUUCCUUUGUCCAUGAACUAUAUACAUGGAAGAAGAUGAAGAAGAUGACAAGAAUUUCAAACGUAAUGUCAAACAAGAAGCGGCCACGUAACAUGCACCGACAGGAGAGGGGGAGAUUUUGAGAAGUGGGUCAAACAGCGUCCGGCGGGGGACGGCCUCCGCCACUAUAUGUGUCUUGUAGAUCCAUACAGAAAGAGACUAUAUUACUUUUCUUUACUUUGAGAUCGAUAUUUGGGGGCACGUGUAGCAGUGUAGUUCAAUUUUGUUCAGCAGCUGCAGAUGAGGAGAAUGGGUGGAAAUCGGUACGGUAUCGGUAUUUUAAUAUCAAAUAUCAAAAGUACGAAUACCGAGCAUGCGUUAUAGGUCUCGUACAAGGUCAUCAAGUUUUCUAAGUGGUCAGCCAUGUAUAUCAUCAUGUGGUAGACCAGUUUGUCAAGACUCUGCAAGCAUGAUGCGCCACCCCAUGGGGGUCAGUGUGCAUGUAUCAACCCCCAAGCCCAUUGGUGUCGAGCACGACGUCAUGUCAGGGUGGUUAGCACAAGUACCGCCAAGCGUGAAGCCUUCACUCACUAAGCAAGACACCUCCAUGGCACAAGGGGCUAGCUAUCAAGUGAAGUCAUCAAGGUGCAAUGUAUCAAGUGGCAAGCACGUAAGACAGACAAAGGCGUCAAGCAAGCUACAUCAAGCACCAAGCAGAGGAGAAGCGGUUAACUAGAGACGCUUACACGGCGGUUACAAGUGAUGGCUAUAAAUAGGGGAGACGAAGACGAAGCAAGGAUUCCACAACCAAACAUUUGACACCACAUGUCAAACUUAUCGUUUCUCUGCAAUGUAGCAUAGUUGUAGCUUUUAGUUUUUGGAGCUCUCACUGAACCUCCAUAGGAGUAGAAGUAAUUUAACUUAGUUUUAUCAGCCAUCAAAAUCAUCAAACAACCUCGUUCGAACAUUGUUCGGAGAGGUGUGAACCGUGUUAUUAAUCGUUAUUCAAGAAGUCAAGGUGCAUUUAUUGAGUUCAGACACAAGUUUUUCCUCGCCGGAAAACAGAUAUGGACAUUGAAGUACCCACACCGUCCCAUUGCAGCCACUACUAGUUAGAACAGUAUAUUAUCUGAAUACGGUUUCGAGAGAGGGAGGUUGAUAGUAGUGACGGACCCAGGAUUCUUGAAUAGGUGUGUCGACUUAUAAAAUAAUAUAUUAAAUAAAAUUUACAAUAUCAU
This is a messenger RNA of Linum trigynum, 3745 nucleotides long. NCBI's taxonomy places the organism in Eukaryota, Viridiplantae, Streptophyta, Magnoliopsida, Malpighiales, Linaceae. The record is from the annotation of a GenBank genome assembly.